GUCCCCCCACUCAGUGGGAAAUAUAGAGGAAGCAGGGUCUAUGUCGCUUGCUGAUUUAAAGUUUAAAUGGUCAAAUUUUGCCUUAAAUAUUCUGAAUAGAGUUGUAAAUUUGUUACCAUAUUGUGUUAAAAGUAGUUUAUAACAGGACUUGGAAAAAAAUUGGUGAUAAUAUCUGUUAAUUUGGCUGUAUUAGACGGAAAACUUAUUCCCUGACAUAGAGGAAUCAAUUUUGGCAGCCAUUUUUGUGGAUAGAGGGAGUUUCUUGGAGGAAUUUUAGCAUUUUGGUGGACAAUUUUAGAACAGAAACCCUAGAAAAGUUAUUUCCUGUUGAAAAUUGUGAUUUUGAAGCAAUAAUUUAAACAUAAUCAUCUGUGGACAAUACUUGAACUCUGGACCAUUGGUGGAAUAUACUUGAAGUAAAGAGAACAUCAAAAAGUUGUCAAUAUGCUUGAAUUCAUCUGGCCUACGUUCAUUUCCCAAGAGGCGAUGAUCUCAUACCCCUCUGAUUGGGUCGAGACGGUGGCAUACAACCCGAGUCUUCUGUAUAGCACCUUAAUCAUCGCGAUUUUACUCACAAAGGGCUAUGGGCGUAAUAUCGUCAUGGCGAUUGGGAAAAAGGUUCUCCAUGAACCUACUAGGAAGCUGUGGAGAGCCAUUCGAGCAAUUAAACCUCGACAGAUCGUCUAUUACGGCCUUAAGUGGGGUAUUCCCCUUUACCAACUGAAAGAUUUGUUGUUGCUUCAUCGAAACUUGCUGAAAAAGAGACCGGGGCGCCAACAACGUCGCUGCUCGCAGAAAAAUGCUAAGAAAUUGACACUUAAAACAAGAAGUUUAAAUUCUACAGUUGGACUGUACCGUGCCAUGCCAUUGAAGGCGAUGUCCCGUGUCUGGGGCAAGAUGACUUGUUGGGAUCUCCCUCUCUCCUUGAGGAAACCCCUGCUGGGCCUCUACUGCAGAACUUUCCAUGUGAACCUGGAUGAAGCCUUGGACGGGGACCUCCAAAAUUACCAAAACUUGAGCGAGUUGUUCAGAAGAGAAUUGAAGCCAGGCGUUCGGGUCGUUGACAAGGAGUCGCAAAUGACAAGCCCAGCCGACGGGCGAAUUCUGAAUUAUGGGAAGGUUCAAAACGGGGUUGUAGAACAAGUCAAGGGAGUCAACUACUCAAUUAAGGGAUUUCUUGGCCCAAUGCCAAGUGAGAAUGAGGAAAUCUCCACCAAGCCCCAAAGUGACACAGACUACCAUGACCGCCUAGGAAUCAAGCCCGGGCAUGAUCUGUAUCACUGUAUAAUAUACCUGGCCCCUGGCGACUACCAUCGGUUCCAUUCGCCGAGUGACUGGACUGUUACUCAGCGCAGGCAUUUUCCAGGAGAGCUGCUGAGUGUUAACCCGAGCGUAGCACGCUGGAUCCAGGGCCUGUUCAAUCUGAAUGAACGAGUCGUGUACUCGGGCUCGUGGAAACACGGCUUCUAUUCCUACACAGCUGUGGGGGCUACAAAUGUUGGCUCUAUCAAAGUUUACUUUGAUGAGGAUCUAUCAACCAAUGCUGGAAAACCCCACCCAAGCCACAUUUUCUACGACAAGACGUUUUCCGAUUCGGUACCCGUAUCCCAAGGCGAGAUGGUGGGAGAGUUUAACCUUGGAUCAACUAUCGUGCUAUUGUUCGAGGCGCCAUCAGACUUUAAAUUCAACCUUAACACUGGCCAAAAAGUUCAAUUUGGACAGUCUUUGGGUGGUUUCAAGUAAAAAAUAUGUACAAAUCAUUAUAACAUAAUUGAUACGCCAAUGAUUAGACAAAUAAUUGAUUAGUUACGCCAUCUGAGACUUUGAAGGAGCUUUAGCAUAAAAGUGUUGAAUCCUCAGCCCUCAAACUGCUGUGUUCUUAAAGAAUUCCAUUCACAGUGUGGACCAUUCAUCUGAAUUCCUGGAAGGUUCUUGUUUAUGUGUCAUAUUUAAUGGGUUAUACAUAUGUAUUAUGUACAUAGAAAUCAAGUUCUCAGAACUACAUGUAUUUUACAAUUACAGACUGUGCCUUGCUCAUAACAUGCCAUCUUAUAAACUAGAAUCAUGUCAAAAAUGAUAGAAAAUCAAUGCUUUUUCUUAAAUUUUUUAAAAACUUAAUGGCCGAGAUAAUAAAUUAUGUAAUAUUAAAGAUUUUUUGAAAUGGAACAUAAUUAUUGUACCAUGGGCCCUCUUUUGAGAUUGUAAAUUUCAAAAGCUAACUCCAUUUGGGACGUAAAGUGUGGUUCAAUAAAAAUAUCGCAAGGGCGUUUAUGGCUUAGAUUUUGAUCGCAACUUUAUAAGUAUCCUCAAGAACUCUGAGGCAGAGUAUGGUUUACGACCAAAACAUAGUAUUAAACCGAUCCCUGGUUUAUAAGAUGGGUCUGGCUAUUUUUGGUCAUUAUGUUAAAGAAGGGUCAUGCAUGUAUAUUGUUUUAAUAACAAGCUGCAGCCAAUGGCAUAAAAUUGGUUAAUUCUUUGGCUUAAGUUAGCAGAAUUGUUUAUUGAUUGGUCGAUAUUUAUCCAAUGAUGACUGUUGACCAAUCAAACUGCUCAUAUGUUCAAACUAACCAAAUGAUUACUUGAGUAUAAUUUGUCCAGUAUUAUUCAAUUGGCUAUUUAAUCUAAUUGGUUGUAAAAUUAUUUAUUAUCAAUAGGGUAUAAUCAUACAGCAUAUACACUGGGUUGAUUGUUCAGAACUUGACUGGCAUUGUUGUUAACUUUUUAAGUUGAAAUAUUUAAGGUCGUGCUAAUUUCUUAAUAAAACAAGCUUUGCUGAAACAUUUGUUGCCAAAUUUGUAAGAGCUCAAGAUCAAGUUGUGUCCAUGGUAAAGAUUUGAAAGUUAACAAUGAUAUGUUAACAAUGUUGUUAACUUUAAUAGAUUUCUGACUAAAGGCCCAUGUGUAUAAUCAUGCAAAAACUAGUGCCUUCCAUUGUGCGUAAUAAUUUUUCUGAAUAAAUGAAAAGGAGGUAACGUUGAGUUUAUCUAGAACCUUUUUCCUGUCAAAUUAAAACGAUAUUGUUUGUGUUAUAAAUGUUUAGGCUUAAAAAAAUAUGUUUGUUUCCCCGUUAUACGUCUAAAAAAUACAGCAUAGGUAGGUUGGAUUUCGAUUAAAAUAAAGCAUAAACACAUCCUUCCCAUGCAAGAAACAACUAAAAAAAUCCAAAGAGAAAAAAAAUAAAUAAAAAAUUAUCAUCCGGCAGAAAAAGGAGGGUUGUGCGAACAAAAUUAGUGUUGGUUGGGAAACCAGAAACAAGAAUUUAUUUUUUGGACGUUUUAUGGAAACUUACUGUGGGUUAUUUCAAGUAUGUGUAUGAUUUGUUUCCUAUGCAAUAGAAGUGCUUAGUUGUAUUUGAAAAAUACUAUUUAAAUUUUUUGUUGAUUAAACAUGCAUAUUUACUAUAGCUUUAAUAGAAGUGUGUUGUGUCUUUGUCAUCGGUGGUUAAGUGCUUUCUCAUUACUUCCUGUAUCAACAUCAGUAUCAACAUCAUGAAAUAAUUUAAAACUGCAUUGACAAUGAGGCCUUAAAAAAAUACAUUUGGUAUGGUAUACUCAACCCUGCUUGAAAUAGGUGCAGACCCUAUGUUUUUAUAGUCAUUUUGUUUAAAAAAAGUAAUCUUUUGUACAAAGAGUAAAAGGUUUUAAAUUACAUCUCAAUACACCAUCAUCAAUGAUGACAAUAACGUCUUACGUAAAGCCUGAAAAUUAAGCCUACCGGUAACCUGUUUUUAAAAAGGAUGUAACCCUAACCAAAACCAAUUUUUGUUUUGGCCUGUCAUUGUUUUUUUAGCCGUGGAGUGUAUUUAUACUAAGUUUUUGCUUAAUCAUUUUUCAUGUUUUUUUUAGUUCUCUUAAAAAGAGAUUUGUUUUGCUUCAAACAGAGAAAAAACCAUGUUGGGCCAUAAUACUUAUAAACUAUGUUAUUAUCUUACAUUAUUGCUUAAGUUACAUUGGAAAUGAGGGUGAGACUAUAGUUGCUAAUAGCAUUGCUUAAAGGAUAAUUGAAUGUACCAGUAUUUAUAUUGUAGAGUAUAUUUAUAUUGCGGAAAUACAUUUCAAAUUUAUAUUUGAAUUAAAAAAUGACACUAUAAUGCUUGUUUUAAACCAUUAUGUGUCUGAAAAUGUUAAGAUUUAAGCCAUUGGGAGUCUGAAAAUGUUAAGAUUUAAGCCAUUGGGAGUCUGAAAAUGUUAAGAUAUAAGCCAUUGGGAGUCUGAAAAUGUUAAGAUUUAAGCCAUUGGGAGCCUGAAAAUGUUAAGAUUUAAGCCAUUGGGAGCCUGAAAAUGUUUAGAUUUAAGCCAUUGGGAGUCUGAAAAUGUUAAGAUUUAAGCCAUUGGGAGUCUAAAAAUGUUAAGAUUAAACUUGUGCCUGGAUUAAAACCCUUUCUUUCAUAGCCAUUUUACUCAUCUUUUCAUAGCGUGAUGGUUACGCCUUUUUACUCUUAAGUUAUAAAACAAGGGGAUUAACUUGGAUCGGUUGAUGUAGCCUUUUCGCUAUGAAGGAACUGGUUCAAGUUAUGUUAUCUUUUAUUCAAAUAUAUUUGGUCAUUUUAGGAAUAGGGCAAAAUCUGCUUUGUAGGAAUAGAAAGGAGAGUGGAAAUUGUGCUUUUUAUUGUUUUGUUAUCAUAGAUUGUUAUGUUUUGUUAUAAAAAUAUAUUGUGUAUUUGAUUUUUGCAUACAAGUUGUGUAUGUGUUUAACAAUAAAUCAUAAUGCCAAAAUCAUGUACAUUUAUACAAACUUUCGUUAAGUUAAUGAACCUUCCGUAGUUAAGAAAGGGCAAAAAUUUUAACAUGUUUUCAGCAUUUUUUUACGCUUAAAGGCUGAUCAUAGCCAAUAAACUAAACAAUACAUUACCUUCAAGCUUAAAAAGAAAUAUUUUAUUUAAAAUCAUCACUUCGUAGGAUAGUUUCCUUUUCUGGAAAAUAGUCCAAUGGAAAAAGAUUUUCAAUAAAUUUACUAGAAAUGAAUAUAUACCUUGAAUAAUUGCUAAAUUAUUUGAAUGAUUAUAUGAAAGAGCAAUUCUUGUGUGUGUGAUCAGUUUUGAUUUUAAAAAUUGUACAUAACUAUAAUAAAGGCGGAAUUUAUGAUUAAAAGGUAUAAAUAAAAUGCUUUCUUCUGA
This is a messenger RNA of Mya arenaria, 5116 nucleotides long. Its product is annotated as phosphatidylserine decarboxylase proenzyme, mitochondrial-like. NCBI's taxonomy places the organism in Eukaryota, Metazoa, Mollusca, Bivalvia, Myida, Myidae. Bases 445 to 1743 code for a protein of 432 amino acids. The transcript has 5 exons. Gene Ontology annotation, cellular component: mitochondrion. The record is from RefSeq and is a predicted model, not a curated record. Gene Ontology annotation, molecular function: phosphatidylserine decarboxylase activity. Gene Ontology annotation, biological process: phosphatidylethanolamine biosynthetic process.